Oncorhynchus kisutch (coho salmon) is the source of this 1671-nucleotide messenger RNA. RefSeq names its product leucine-rich repeat extensin-like protein 5. Bases 1 to 1671 code for a protein of 556 amino acids. The record is from RefSeq and is a predicted model, not a curated record. The transcript has 2 exons. Lineage: Eukaryota; Metazoa; Chordata; Actinopteri; Salmoniformes; Salmonidae.
AUGGAGAAGCCUCUACAAAGCCCAUCUGCCAUAGUUAAUUCCCAGACAGCCCCAGUCUACAGGCAAGCCCUCUACCCCAGAUACAGCCUUCUACCCCAGAUACAGCCCUCUACCCCAGAUACAGCCCUCUACCCCAGAUACAGCCUUAAACCCCAGAUACAGCCCUCUACCCCAGAUACAGCCUUCUACCCCAGAUACAGCCCUCUACCCCAGAUACAGCCCUCUACCCCAGAUACAGCCUUAAACCCCAGAUACAGCCCUCUACCCAGAUACAGCCCUCUACCCCAGAUACAGCCCUCUACCCCAGAUACAGCCUUAUACCCCAGAUACAGCCCUCUACCCCAGAUACAGCCCUCUACCCCAGAUACAGCCUUAAACCCCAGAUACAGCCCUCUACCCCAGAUACAGCCCUCUACCCCAGAUACAGCCCUCUACCCCAGAUACAGCACUCUACCCCAGAUACAGCCCUCUACCCCAGAUACAGCCCUCUACCCCAAAUACAGCCCUCUACCCCAGAUACAGCCCUCUACCCCAGAUACAGCCUUAAACGCCAGAUACAGCCCUCUACCCCAGAUACAGCCCUCUACCCCAGAUACAGCCCUCUACCCCAGAUACAGCCUUAUACCCCAGAUACAGCCCUCUACCCCAGAUACAGCCCUCUACCCCAGAUACAGUCCUCUACCCCAGAUACAGCCCUCUACCCCAGAUACAGCCCUCUACCCCAGAUACAGCCCUCUACCCCAGAUACAGCCCUAUACCCCAGAUACAGCCCUCUACCCCAGAUACAGCCCUCUACCCCAGAUACAGCCCUCUACCCCAGAUACAGCCCUCUACCCCAGAUACAGCCCUCUACCCCAGAUACAGCCCUCUACCCCAGAUACAGCCUUAUACCCCAGAUACAGCCCUCUACCCCAGAUACAGCCCUCUACCCCAGAUACAGCCCUCUACCCCAGAUACAGCCCUCUACCCCAGAUACAGCCCCUCUACCCCAGAUACAGCCCUCUACCCCAGAUACAGCCCUCUACCCCAGAUACAGCCCUCUUACCCCAGAUACAGCCCUCUCCCCAGAUACAGCCCUCUUCCCCAGAUACAGCCCUCUACCCCAGAUACAGCCCUCUACCCCAGAUACAGCCCUCUACCCCAGAUACAGCCUUAAACCCCAGAUACAGCCCUCUACCCCAGAUACAGCCUUAUACCCCAGAUACAGCCCUCUACCCCAGAUACAGCCUUAAACCCCAGAUACAGCCCUCUACCCCAGAUACAGCCUUAUACCCCAGAUACAGCCCUCUUCCCCAGAUACAGCCCUCUACCCCAGAUACAGCCCUCUACCCCAGAUACAGCCCUCUACCCCAGAUACAGCCCUCUACCCCAGAUACAGCCCUCUACCCCAGAUACAGCCCUCUACCCCAGAUACAGCCCUCUACCCCAGAUACAGCACUAUACCCCAGAUACAGCCCUCUUCCCCAGAUACAGCCCUCUACCCCAGAUACAGCCCUCUACCCCAGAUACAGCCCUCUACCCCAGAUACAGCCCUCUACCCCAGAUACAGCCCUCUACCCCAGAUACAGCCCUCUACCCGAGAUACAGCACUCUACCCCAGAUACAGCCCUAUACCCCAGAUACAGCCCUCUACCCCAGAUACAGCCCUCUACCCCAGAUACAGCCUUAUAG